AUGCGCCUUUUUCAUGACCACUCACUACAACCAGCAGCAAGUAGCGGCCCCAGCCAGCAGCGGUCCCGGCCAGUAACCAGCAAUGGACCCAGCCAGCAGCCAGCAGCGCUCCCAGUCAGCAGCGGUCCCUGCCAGCAGCAGUCCCAGCGAGGACCAGCAGCCAGCAGCGGUCCAGCCGGGAGCCAGCAGCGGUUCCAUCCAGCAGCCAGAAACCAGCAGCAGUCCCAGACACCAGCCAGCAGCGGUCCCAGGAAGCAGCCAGCAGCGGUCCCAGGCAGCAGCCAGCAGCGGUCCCCGUCAGCAGCGGUCCUGGCCAGCAGCCAGCAGUGGUCCCAGCCAACAGUGGUUCCACCCAGUAGCCAGCAGCGGUCCCAGCCAGCAGCCAGCAGCGCUCCCAGGCAGCAGUCGUCCCCACCAGCAGCGGUCCCGGACAGCAGCCAGCAGCAGUCCCAGCCAGCAGCGAUCCCCACCAGCAGCGGUCCUGGCCAGCAGCCAGCAGCGCUCCCAGCCAGUAGCCAGCAGCCAGCAGCGGUCCCAGCCGGCAGCCAGCAGCGGUUCCAUCCAGCAGCCAGCAACCAGCAGCAGCCCCAGGCAGCAGUCAGCAGCGGUUCCAGCCAGCAGCCAGCAGCGGUCCCCACCAGCAGCGGUCCUGGCCAGCAGCCAGCAGUGGUCCCAGCCAGCAGCCAGGAGCGUUUCCAUCCGGCAGCCAGCAGCCAGCAGUGGUCCCAGCCAGCAGCCAACAGCCAGCAACAGUCCCAGCCAGCAGCGGUCCCCGUCAGCAGCGGUCCUGGCCAGCAGCCAGCAGUGGUCCCAGCCAGCAACCAACAGACAGCAACGGUCCCAGCCAGCAGUGGUCCCCGCCAGCAGCGGUCCUGGCCAGCAGCCAGCAGCGGUCCCAGCCAACAGUGGUUCCAUCCAGUAGCCAGCAGCGGUCCCAGCCAGCAGCCAGCAGCGCUCCCAGGCAGCAGUCGUCCCCACCAGCAGCGGUGCCGGACAGCAGCCAGCAGCGGUCCCAGCCGGCAGCCAGCAGCGGUUCCAUCCAGCAGCCAGCAACCAGCAGCAGCCCCAGCCAGCAGUCAGCAGCGGUUCCACCCAGCAGCCAGCAGCUGUCCCAGCCAGCAGCGGUCCCUAACAAAAGUGGUUCUGGCCAGUAGCCAGCAGUACUCCCAGCCAGCAGCCAGCAGCGUUCCCAGCCAGCAGCCAGCAGCGUUUUCAUCUGGCAGCCAGCAGCCAGCAGCGGUCCUCGCCAGCAGUGGUCCCAGGCAGCAGCAGUUCCUUACAGCAGCCAGCAGCGAUCCCAGCCAGCAGCUAGCAGCGAUUCCAGCUAGCAGCACUUCCAUCCAGCAUCCAGCAGCUGUCCCAGUCAGCAGCGGUCCCUGCCAAAAGUGGUCCCGGUCAGUAGCCAGCAGUGGUCCCGGCCAGCAGCCAGCAACCAGCAACGGUUCCAUCCAGCAGCCAGCAGGUAUCCCGGCCAGCAGCCAGCAGCGUUCCCAGCCAGCAGCCAGGAGCGUUUCCAUCCGGCAGCCAGCAGCCAGCAGUGGUCCCAGCCAGCAGCCAACAGCCAGCAAUGGUCCCAGCCAGCAGCGGUCCCCGCCAGCAGCGGUCCUGGCCAGCAGCCAGCAGCGGUCCCAGCCAACAGUGGUUCCAUCCAGUAGCCAGCAGCGGUCCCAGCCAGCAGCCAGCAGCGCUCCCAGGCAGCAGUCGUCCCCACCAGCAGCGGUCCCGGACAGCAGCCAGCAGCGGUCCCAGCCAGCAGCGAUCCCCACCAGCAGCGGUCCUGGCCAGCAGCCAGCAGCGCUCCCAGCCAGUAGCCAGCAGCCAGCAGCGGUCCCAGCGGGCAGCCAGCAGCUGUUCCAUCCAGCAGCCAGCAACAAGCAGCAGCCCCAGCCAGCACAGCGGUCCUGGCCAGCAGCCAGCAGUGGUCCCAGCCAGCAGCCAACAGCCAGCAACGGUCCCAGCCAGCAGCGGUCCCCGCCAGCAGCGGUCCUGGCCAGCAGCCAGCAGCGCUCCCAGCCACUAGCCAGCAGCCAGCAGCAGUCCCAGCCAGCAGCCAGCAGCGGUUCCAUCCAGCAGCCAGCAACCAGCAGCAACCCCAGCCAGCAGUCAGCAGCGGUUCCAGCCAGCAGCCAGCAGCGGUCCCCACCAGCAGCGGUCCUGGCCAGCAGCCAGCAGUGGUCCCAGCCAGCAGCCAACAGCCAGCAACGGUCCCAGUCAGCAGCGGCCCCGCCAGCAGCGUUCCUGGCCAGCAGCCAGCAGCGGUCCCAGCCAACAGUGGUUCCAUCCAGUAGCCAGCAGCGGUCCCAGCCAGCAGCCAGCAGUGCUCCCAGGCAGCAGUCGUCCCCACCAGCAGCGGUCCCGGACAGCAGCCAGCAGCGGUCCCAGCCAGCAGCGAUCCCCACCAGCAGUGGUCCUGGCCAGCAGCCAGCAGCGCUCCCAGCCAGUAGCCAGCAGCCAGCAGCGGUCCCAGCCGGCAGCCAGCAGCGGUUCCAUCCAACAGCCAGCAACCAGCAGCAGCCCCAGGCAGCAGUCAGCAGCGGUUCCAGCCAGCAGCCAGCAGCGGUCCCCACCAGCAGCGGUCCUGGCCAGCAGCCAGCAGCAAUCCCGGCCAGUAGCCAGCAGCCAGUAGCGGUCCCAGCCGGCAGCCAGCAGUGGUUCCAUCCAGCAGCCAGCAACCAGCAGCAGCCCCAGCCAGCAGUCAGCAGCGGUCCCAGACAGCAGCCAGCAGCGGUCCCAGGCAGCAGCCAGCAGCAGUCCCCAUCAGCAGCGGUCCUGGCCAGCAGCCAGCAGUGGUCCCAGCCAGCAGCCAGCAGCGGUCCUAGCCAGCAGCGGUCCCAGCCAGCAGCCAGCAGCCACCAGCGGUCUCCACCAGCAGCAGUCCUGGCUGGCCAGCAGCCUGCAGCGCUCCCAGCCAGUAGCCAGCAGCCAGCAGCGCUCCCAGCCAGCAGCCAGAAGCCAGCAGAGUUUCCAUCCAGCAGCCAGCAGCCAGCAGGCAGCAGCGCCAGCAGCGGUCCCGGCCAGCAGCCAGCAGCGGUCCUCGCCAGCAGUGGUCCCAGGCAGCAGCAGUUCCUUACAGCAGCCAGCAGCGAUCCCAGCCUGCAGCCAGCAGCGAUUCCAGCUAGCAGCGCUUCCAUCCAGCAGCCAGCAGCUGUCCCAGUCAGCAGCGGUCCCUGCCAAAAGUGGUCCCGGCCAGUAGCCAGCAGUGGUACCGGCCAGCAGCCAGCAACCAGCAACGGUUCCAUCCAGCAGCCAGCAGGUAUCCCGGCCAGCAGCCAGCAGCGUUCCCAGCCAGCAGCCAGGAGCGUUUCCAUCCGGCAGCCAGCAGCCAGCAGUGGUCCCAGCCAGCAGCCAGCAGCCAGCAACGGUCCCAGCCAGCAGCGGUCCCCGCCAGCAGCGGUCCUGGCCAGCAGCCAGCAGCGGUCCCAGCCAACAGUGGUUCCAUCCAAUAGCCAGCAGCGGUCCCAGCCAGCAGCCAGCAGCGCUCCCAGGCCGCAGUCGUCCCCACCAGCAGCGGUCCCAGACAGCAGCCAACAGCCAGCAACGGUCCCAGCCAGCAGCGAUCCCCACCGGCAGCGGUCCUGGCCAGCAGCCAGCAGCGCUCCCAGCCACCAGCAACCAGCAGCAGCCCCAGCCAGGAGUCAGCAGCGGUUCCAGCCAGCAGCCAGCAGCGGUCCCCACCAGCAGCGGUCCCAGCCAGCAGCCAGCAGCGCUCCGAGGCAGCAGUCGUCCCCACCAGCAGCGGUCCCAGACAGCAGCCAGCAGUGGUCCCAGCCAGCAGCGAUCCCCACCAGCAGCGGUCCUGGCCAGCAGCCAGCAGCGCUCCCAGCCAGUAGCCAGCAGCCAGCAGCGGACCCAGCCGGCAGCCAGCAGCGGUUCCAUCCAACAGCCAGCAACCAGCAGCAGCCCCAGGCAGCAGUCAGCAGCGGUUCCAGCCAGCAGCCAGCAGCGGUCCCCACCAGCAGCGGUCCUGGCCAGCAGCCAGGAGCAAUCCCAGCCAGUAGCCAGCAGCCAGUAGCAGUCCCAGCCGGCAGCCAGCAGUGGUUCCAUCCAGCAGCCAGCAACCAGAAGCAGCCCCAGCCAGCAGUCAGCAGCGGUCCCAGACAGCAGCCAGCAGCGGUCCCAGGCAGCAGCCAGCAGCAGUCCCCAUCAGCAGCGGUCCUGGCCAGCAGCCAGCAGUGGUCCCAGCUAGCAGCCAGCAGCGGUCCUAGCCAGCAGCGGUCCCAGCCAGCAGCCAGCAGCCACCAGCGGUCUCCACCAGCAGCGGUCCUGGCUGGCCAGCAGCCUGCAGCGCUCCCAGCCAGUAGCCAGCAGCCAGCAGCGCUCCCAGCCAGCAGCCAGAAGCCAGCAGAGUUUCCAUCCAGCAGCCAGCAGCCAGCAGGCAGCAGCGGUCCCAGCCACAGCCAGCAGCGGUCCCGGCCAGCAGCCAGCAGCGUUUUCAUCUGGCAGCCAGCAGCCAGCAGCGGUCACGGCCAGCAGCCAGCAGCGGUCCUCGCCAGCAGUGGUCCCAGGCAGCAGCAGUUCCUUACAGCAGCCAGCAGCGAUCCCAGCCAGCAGCCAGCAGCGAUUCCAGCUCGCAGCGCUUCCAUCCAGCAGCCAGCAGCUGUCCCAGUCAGCAGCGGUCCCUGCCAAAAGUGGUCCCGGCCAGUAGCCAGCAGUGGUCCCGGCCAGCAGCCAGCAACCAGCAAUGGUUCCAUCCAGCAGCCAGCAGGUAUCCCGGCCACCAGCCAGCAGCGUUCCCAGCCAGCAGCCAGGAGCAUUUCCAUCCGGCAGCCAGCAGCCAGCAGUGGUCCCAGCCAGCAGCCAACAGCCAGCAACGGUCCCAGCCAGCAGCGGUCCCCGCCAGCAGCGGUCCUGGCCAGCAGCCAGCAGCGGUCCCAGCCAACAGUGGUUCCAUCCAGUAGCCAGCAGCGGUCCCAGCCAGCAGCCAGCAGCGCUCCCAGGCAGCAGUCGUCCCCACCAGCAGCGGUCCCAGACAGCAGCCAACACCAGCAGCGGUUCCAUCCAGCAGGCAGCAACCAGCAGCAGCCCCAGCCAGGAGUCAGCAGCGGUUCCAUCCAGCAGCCAGCAGCGGUCCCCACCACCAGCGGUCCUGGCCAGCAGCCAGCAGUGGUCCCAGCCAGCAGCCAACAGCCAGCAACGGUCCCAGCCAGCAGCGGUCCCCGCCAGCAGCGGUCCUGGCCAGCAGCCAACAGCGGUCCCAGCCAACAGUGGUUCCAUCCAGUAGCCAGCAGCGGUCCUGGCCAGCAGCCAGCAGUGGUCCCAGACAGCAGCCAACAGCCAGCAACGGUCCCAGUCAGCAGCGGUCCCCGCCAGCAGCGGUCCUGGCCAGCAGCCAGCAGCGCUCCCAGGCAGCAGUCGUCCCCACCAGCAGCGGUCCCGGACAGCAGCCAGCAGCGGUCCCAGCCAGCAGCGAUCCCCACCAGCAGCGGUCCUGGCCAGCAGCCAGCAGCGCUCCCAGCCAGUAGCCAGCAGCCAGCAGCGGUCCCAGCCGUCAGCCAGCAGCGGUUCCUUCCAGCAGCCAGCAACCAGCAGCAGCCCCAGCCAGCAGUCAGCAGCGGUUCCAGCCAGCAGCCAGCAGCGGUCCCCACCAGCAGCGGUCCUGGCCAGCAGCCAGCAGUGGUCCCAGCCAGCAGCCAACAGCCAGCAACGGUCCCAGCCAGCAGCGGUCCCCGCCAGCAGCGGUCCUGGCCAGCAGCCAACAGCGGUCCCAGCCAACAGUGGUUCCAUCCAGUAGCCAGCAGUGGUCCCAGCCAGCAGCCAGCAGCGCUCCCAGGCAGCAGUCGUCCCCACCAGCAGCGGUCUCGGACAGCAGCUAGCAGCGAUCCCAGCCAGCAGCGAUCCCCACCAGCAGCAGUCCUGGCCAGCAGCCAGCAGCGCUCCCAGCCAGUAGCCAGCAGCCAGCAGCGGUCCCAGCUGGCAGCCAGCAGCCAUUCCAUCCAGCAGCCAGCAACAAGCAGCAGCCCCAGCCAGCAGUCAGCAGCGGUUCCAGCCAGCAGCCAGCAGCGGUCCCAGCCGGCCCCCAGCAGCGGUUCCAUCCAGCAGCCAGCAACCAGCAGCAGCCCCAGCCAGCAGUCAGCAGCGGUUCCAGGCAGCAGCCAGCAGCGGUCCCCACGAGCAGCGGUCCUGGCCAGCAGCCAGCAGCAAUCCCAGCCAGUAGCCAGCAGUCACCAGCAACCAGCAGCAGCCCCAGCCAGCAGUCAGCAGCGGUCCCAGACAGCAGCCAGCAGCGGUACCAGGCAGCAGCCAGCAGCGGUCCCAGGCAGCAGCGGUCCUGGCCAGCAGCCAGCAGUGGUCCCAGCCAGCAACCAGCAGGCGGUCCUAGCCAGCAGCGGUCCCAGCCAGCAGCCAGCAGCCAUCAGCGGUCUCCACCAGCAGCGGUCCUGGCUGGCCAGCAGCCUGCAGCGCUCCCAGCCAGUAGCCAGCAGCCAGCAGCGCUCCCAGCCAGCAGCCAGAAGCCAGCAGAGUUUCCAUCCAGCAGCCAGCAGCCAGCAGGCAGCAGAGCCAGCAGCCAGCAGCGGUCACGGCCAGCAGCCAGCAGCGGUCCUCGCCAGCAGUGGUCCCAGGCAGCAGCAGUUCCUUACAGCAGCCAGCAGCGAUCCCAGCCAGCAGCCAGCAGCGAUUCCAGCUCGCAGCGCUUCCAUCCAGCAGCCAGCAGCUGUCCCAGUCAGCAGCGGUCCCUGCCAAAAGUGGUCCCGGCCAGUAGCCAGCAGUGGUCCCGGCCAGCAGCCAGCAACCAGCAACGGUUCCAUCCAGCAGCCAGCAGGUAUCCCAGCCAGCAGCCAGCAGCGUUCCCAGCCAGCAGCCAGGAGCGUUUCCAUCCGGCAGCCAGCAGCCAGCAGUGGUCCCAGCCAGCAGCCAACAGCCAGCAACGGUCCCAGCCAGCAGCGGUCCCCGCCAGCAGCGGUCCUGGCCAGCAGCCAGCAGCGGUCCCAGCCAAGAGUGGUUCCAUCCAAUAGCCAGCAGCGGUCCCAGCCAGCAGCCAGCAGCGCUCCCAGGCAACAGUCGUCCCCACCAGCAGCGGUCCCAGACAGCAGCCAGCAGCGGUCCCAGCCAGCAGCGAUCCCCACCAGCAGCGGUCCUGGCCAGCAGCCAGCAGCGCUCCCAGCCAGUAGCCAGCAGCCAGCAGCGGUCCCUGCCGGCAGCCAGCAGCGGUUCCACCCAGCAGCCAGCAACAAGCAGCAGCCCCAGCCAGCAGUCAGCAGCGGUUCCAGCCAGCAGCCAGCAGCGGUCCCCACCAGCUGCAGUCCCAGCCAGCAGCCAGCAGCGCUCCCAGGCAGCAGUUGUCCCCACCAGCAGCGGUCCCGGACAGCAGCCAGCAGCGGUCCCAGCCAGCAGCGAUCCCCACCAGCAGUGGUCCUGGCCAGCAGCCAGCAGCGCUCCCAGCCAGUAGCCAGCAGCCAGCAGCGGUCCCAGCCGGCAGCCAGCAGCGGUUCCAUCCAGCAGCCAGCAACCAGCAGCAGCCCCAGCCAGCACAGCCAACAGCCAGCAACGGUCCUAGCCAGCAGCGGUCCCCGCCAGCAGCGGUCCUGGCCAGCAGCCAACAGCAGUCCCAGCCAACAGUGGUUCCAUCCAGUAGCCAGCAGCGGUCCCAGCCAGCAGCCAGCAGCGCUCCCAGGCAGCAGUCGUCCCCACCAGCAGCGGUCCCAGACAGCAGCCAGCAGCGGUCCCAGCCAGCAGCGAUCCCCACCAGCAGCGGUCCUGGCCAGCAGCCAGCAGUGGCCCCAGACAGCAGCCAACAGCCAACAACGGUCCCAGUCAGCAGCGGUCCCCGCCAGCAGCGGUCCUGGCCAGCAGCUAGCAUCACUCCGAGCCAGUAGCCAGCAGCCAGUAGCGGUCCCAGCCGGUAGCCAGCAGUGGUUCCAUCCAGCAGCCAGCAACCAGCAGCAGCCCCAGCCAGCAGUCAGCAACGGUCCCAGACAGCAGCCAGCAGCGGUCCCAGGCAGCAGCCAGCAGCAGUCCACAUCAGCAGCGGUCCUGGCUGGCCAGCAGCCUGCAGCGCUCCCAGCCACCAGCAACCAGCAAUGGUUCCAUCCAGCAGCCAGCAGCCAGCAGGUAUCCCGGCCAGCAGCCAGCAGCGUUCCCGGCCAGCAGCCAGCAGCGUUUUCAUCUGGCAGCCAGCAGCCAGCAGCGGUCCCGGCCAGCAGCCAGCAGCGGUCCUCGCCAGCAGAGGUCCCAGGCAGCAGCAGUACCUUACAGCAGCCAGCAGCGAUCCCAGCCAGCAGCCAGCAGCGAUUCCAGCUAGCAGCACUUCCAUCCAGCAGCUGUCCCAGUGAGCAGCGGUCCCUGCCAAAAGUGGUCCCGGCCAGUAGCCAGCAGUGGUCCCGGCCAGCAGCCAGCAACCAGCAACGGUUCCAUCCAGCAGCCAGCAGGUAUCCCGGCCAGCAGCCAGCAGCGUUCCCAGCCAGCAGCCAGGAGCGUUUCCAUCCGGCAGCCAGCAGCCAGCAGUGGUCCCAGCCAGCAGCCAGCAGCGGUCCCCGCCAGCAGCGGUCCAGGCCAGCAGCAGUUCCAUACAGCAGUCAGCAGCGAUCCCAGCCUGCAGCCAGCAGCGAUCCCAGCCAGCAGCCAGGAGCGAUCCCAGUCAGCAGCGGUCUCAGCCAGCAGCGGUCCCUGCCAGCAGUGGUCCCAGCUAGCAGCCAGCAGUAA
Molecule: messenger RNA, 8640 nt
Organism: Schistocerca gregaria
Lineage: Eukaryota; Metazoa; Arthropoda; Insecta; Orthoptera; Acrididae
Product: mucin-19-like
Exons: 11
Coding region: 1-8640 (2879 amino acids)
Source: RefSeq, a predicted model, not a curated record